Messenger RNA from Porites lobata, 639 nucleotides. NCBI's taxonomy places the organism in Eukaryota, Metazoa, Cnidaria, Anthozoa, Scleractinia, Poritidae. The record is from the annotation of a GenBank genome assembly.
UUGAGCGUUCAUACUUCAUCCAAUAAUGAUGAAAAUGGCAAGAAGCGCAUUCCCGAUGAUUGGCAGCCACGAUCAAAUAUUAAGAAGCUCUUCGAGCAAGGGAAGUUGUCAAUUAAUGCAUCGGAUGCUAUCACAGAAUUUUUCUCCAAGUUCAUUGUAGACGAAAAACUGGUGAAGAAUUACAUUGAGCACUUGUCGCAACUGCAAAGUGUCAAUGAGAUCCGUAAGCAAGAGCGAAGAAAAGAGAAGCAAGUUCGAGCCUUAAAAGAUGUGCAUUGCUAUGACUGGAAAACACUUGUAGAGAAGGGGGUGCUUGACACUCUGAAAGUCCCCAAGUUGGACAAAUACAUUGAGCAUAAUAAACUUAGCAAGAACGGAAAGAAAAUCGACAAAAUCAAGUGAAUCACAGUACACUAUUAUGAAACUUCAAAGGAAUCUACAUUUCCUUCAAGCGUCAGUGUUGGUGAGGACAGUGAUGAGAGUGACAGAGACAAUGACCUUGUUUUGUGUGAUGAAAGUGAAAGCGAAAGUGAAUCAGAUGAUGACAGUCAUACUGUAACAAUACAAGAAGGCACAUCAACAAGAAGUGGCCGCAGAGUAGGACACUGGUCCACAAGAUAUGCUGAUUUCGUUCAGUGA